CUAUGGGGGGGAUGCUAGGGCUGCCAUGAGGCUGGGGAUCCCGGGUGCCAUGGUGCCGGCUGCAGAGGGGCUUUAGGCUGUUGGCGCGGGCACCUUUACGCGGUGAGGCUGGGUGCUGUGGAGCCCGGUGCCACUGGAGGGUGCCACAGGGCUGAGGCUGGGAGGCUGGACCCGGCAGGAGCAGGGCCCUGGCUGUGCCUGGCGGGUGCUGGAUAUGCUGUCUCUAUCCCCGUGGGCUCAGUGCCCGCUGGGACAUGGGGAGGGCAGUGGGCAAGGCGAGGGCCUGUGGCUGUGCAGUUUUCUGCAGGCGGGUGCCUGGGGACAGAGUGGGGUCCUGUCCUGGGGCUGGCUGUCUGCCUUCUCUGUGGGCUCCCUGCUUAGCAGCUCCAGACUGCUGUAGAUGAGGAAACGUCCCUGGGGGGCCAGGAGACCCUGUGUGCAUGGAGGGGAGGGCUGACCCCAGGACUUGCAGCUGGCUGCAGCGUUUUGUCUCAGCUCACUGACAGCAUGGGGACGGGUGCUCCCCGAAGGCUGCACAACAGAAAAUUGCCACUUCACUUCAUACCUGAUGUGUUGCAGAGGAAAACUCUUGGCAGAGUCAAGGAAAAAUGAGGGGAAGGGGUGGCACUGGGGUUUGCAUAUUCCAUCUCUCCAUUACCACAGUGCAGGAAACCUGGGCAGGAGCCACACCUGUGACUUGGGGUGGGCUGGUGUGUCUGGCGUUCUCCUGUGCAGUUGUUCCCAGCCUUGGGGUCAGCCCCAGGGCAGAGGGAAGCCCUUGGCUCCUUUGGACAGUUCAUCUGAUUGCUGCAGCCCCUGCCCUUCCCCUCUGUGCUGCUGCCCAGGGGCUGUGCGGUGGGUACAGUGGCACAGGGAGCCGGUCCCUGCUGGAAGCACUCUGUGGUGUGGCAACACCGCUUGGCACUGUGCCGGGGCGAGCACUUGGCCCAGGCUCAGAACGUGCCUUGGCAGGACCCCGGGGCAACCUCGCUGCUUAAUAUUGAUGGGCAUUGCCAGCAUGGAGGCCUGGGGGCCCCAGCCCUGCAGAUCAUUUUCCCAGCUGCUGUCCCAGCUCAGGUUCCUCCUCGCUCCCAGCGCAGCUUUGGGGUGGGCCGGAGGCUCAGCAGCAAGGGAGCGCUGCCUUGGCCAGGGGCUGCCUCUCAGCCACUGCUCCACAGGUCUGUGCCGUCAGCCAAGUCAGAGGCAGCUGAGGGAAAGGAGGAGGUGUUGGAGCUCUCACAGUGGGGCUGUGAUGUCGGGAAAAGUACAGGUGUCCUCUACAGCUUGGUCCAGAUGUUGAGGUGAAGUAGCAUCCAGACACUGCUUUUAGGGGUGAGAAGGGCUAGGGGAGGAGGGGUGAUCCUGGCCCAGCCCUUCCAUGUACACCCUGUGCAGGUUCCACUGUCCCUGAACCUGUUGAGAAGGGCUGGGUCUGGGAUCAUCCCUGGAACUGGCCCAGCAUCCUGGAUGCCCGUGCCUUCUCUGGUUUCUUCUGAGUCAGACUCUCCGUGUCACUCCCCCCGGCCCCCUCCCCGCUGGGAAAGACGAGAUGAGACCAGAAAGGAUCUGAGCCCAGACACCAAGGGGCCUAUGCCCCAUGCUCCGUGCAGCCAGCCAUCCUGGCGACGGCGGCCCCACAGCCUCCAGGAGUUGGGGCUGAGCUCGCCCCACUCUGCUGCUGCCAGGCAGAGCGGGCGCGGGGACACCCUUUGGCACCAGGCAGCCCACCCAUGCCAAGCUGCCGUGCGUCCCGCAGGCACGGCGCGGCGGGGAUGAGGAGCCGGCAGCGGGCGUUCGCGGCCGGGAUGCGCCUGCUCCUCAAGUGCCUGCGGCUGGGCCGGCGGCGGCGGUUCAAGCUGGUGCGGCAGGCAGGGCAGCUCUGGCACUACGGGCGCCUCUGCCUACGCUCCCUGCUCUACAACUCCUUCACUGACGGCGACGUGGUGCUCGACUCCCUCUUUGAGCCCGUCUACUGGCUGGUGGACCAUGUCACGCGGUGGUUUGGCGUGGUGUUUGUGGCAUUGGUGAUCGGGCUGACGAGCUCCAUCGUGGCCAUUGUGUACAUCUGCCUGCUGCCCCUCAUCCUGCAGACAUACACGCCUGCUUGGAUCUGCUGGCACCUCGCCUACGGACACUGGAACCUCAUCAUGAUCGUCUUCCACUACUACAUGGCCAUCACCACCUCGCCUGGGCACCCACCACAGGCCAAGGACGAUCUCACUGGCGUCUCCAUCUGCAGGAAAUGCAUCGCCCCCAAGCCAGCUCGCACCCACCACUGCAGCAUCUGCAACAGGUGUGUGCUGAAGAUGGACCACCACUGCCCAGCCUGGCUAAACAACUGUGUGGGGCACUACAACCACCGCUACUUCUUCUCCUUCUGCCUCUUCAUGACCAUGGGCUGCAUCUACUGCAGCAUCAGUGGAUGGGAGAUGUUCCGGGACGCCUACGCAGCCAUCGAGAGAAUGAAACUGCUUGAGAAGGAGAGACUAAAGGUGGCUGCCAACCAGACUUACUACCAGACCCCACCACCCACCUUCUCCUUCCGCCAGCGAGCCUUCCACAAGAGCGUGGUCUACCUCUGGGUACUGUGCAGCUCGGUGGCCUUGGCCUUGGGUGCCCUCACGCUGUGGCACGCUGCCCUCAUCACCCGGGGGGAAACCAGCAUUGAGAGGCACAUCAACAAGAAGGAGAGGCAGAGGCUGCAGAAGAAAGGCAAGGUCUUCAGGAACCCCUACAGUUACGGCAGCUGGGAUAACUGGAAGGUGUUCCUGGGUGUGGACGUGCCAAGGCACUGGCUCACUCGUGUCCUGCUGCCCUCUCCUCACCUGCCCCACGGCACAGGCCUGAGCUGGGACCUGCCCCCCUGCGUCAGCAAGCACCGCACCCCACUCCUGGCCCUCUGAGGCCCAGGCACUGCAGCUGUCUGUCCCCGCAGGCAGGGGAGCGCCCGGGGCCCCGCUCCACCACCGUGGCUCUGUGGCCCAAGUGCCCAGCGGGUGCUGGCACGCGUGGCCGAGCGCAGCCAGAGCCCUGGGAAGGCUGUGGAGUGUGUGUGGGGUGUGGAGGCUGCAGGCAGCCCCGGGGCCAGGUGGCAGAGCUGCGGCCCCGGCUCUGGCCCAAGGUGCUGCCCUCACUCACUCAGAGGUAGGGCCCAGCGUGGGGCAGGGCCUGGCGCAGAGGGUGGCAGCCCUGCCCCCAGGACCCCCAGGGAGCCUUUUUAACACCACCUAAUAAAUAUCCUUUUUUGUAA
Colius striatus (speckled mousebird) is the source of this 3250-nucleotide messenger RNA. RefSeq names its product zinc finger DHHC-type palmitoyltransferase 16 (gene ZDHHC16). Gene Ontology annotation, molecular function: palmitoyltransferase activity. Gene Ontology annotation, cellular component: Golgi apparatus. NCBI's taxonomy places the organism in Eukaryota, Metazoa, Chordata, Aves, Coliiformes, Coliidae. The record is from RefSeq and is a predicted model, not a curated record. The transcript has 10 exons. Gene Ontology annotation, biological process: protein palmitoylation. Bases 1731 to 2903 code for a protein of 390 amino acids.